This is a messenger RNA of Phytophthora sojae, 819 nucleotides long. RefSeq lists its product as hypothetical. The transcript is spliced from 3 exons. The coding region runs from base 1 to 819 and encodes 272 amino acids. The record is from RefSeq and is a predicted model, not a curated record. NCBI's taxonomy places the organism in Eukaryota, Oomycota, Peronosporomycetes, Peronosporales, Peronosporaceae.
AUGCGCGCUACAAGCGCGCAACGGCCUUCUUUCUCGACUGGUUACUACGGGCGCGAGGGCGGGGGCGUCACGCAGGCCAACGGGUACAGGUUACUUGAUGCGCUCAGCGACGUGGUGAACGAGAUCGCAGCGGAGCCCACGACCCUAACGCCGAAACUCCUGGUAGAGCUCCCCAAAGCUCUCACAGCGUGUCGAUGUGCUAUCACAUUGCGGAUCGAAGUCAAGCCAUCUCAAAAAUCUACGGAGGAGCUGGCGGGCUCGCGGUUCGAGAACUACUACGAGGUGCUGCAAGUGGACGAAGACUAUUUCCCAGACGAAGAAAUCUUCGAGAAGGACAAGCACACCCCGAAAAAAGCCAAGACGGAGCGGAAGCGUCUCUUUGAUGAGGCUUUCGCGGAAGAUAUGAGGCUGGAAGUUGUCUACUUCUUUCUGGAGCUUGAAGAAUUGGUGGAAGGCGUGUUUAACAUCUACGACCAGGUCAAGAAGCAGGAGCGAACGAUGGCGGAGGCUGCAGUGGUGGCAAAGGUGGCGAUGGAUUGGGCAAGUGCUCUGACGGCAAAGCUGCAACUGAAAUACCCGUCGCUGAAAACGGCUGAAGACGUGCUCGUCGUUGUCAUGGAACAUGCCCCAAGUUGCCUGAAGGCUCAAAUGUUGAAGUUGGAGACUGAGGUUUGCGAAAAGUUCGAGAAGGAGAAAAGCUAUCGCUUUGUUCCGGGAAUGCUGCUAAGCGAUUUCGUGAAUGUGUGGGGAACGCUGGACAAGUUUGCAGUCGCGAUCCCAAGUGAUGAAAACCGACUCAUAUGUUUCCCGGAUGGAUAG